AGACCUAUACUUGGCUCUGUCUCCACCUUUCACACAGAAACUUUCCUGAACGGGUACGCCCAGAUCCUUGGUAUCUUGUCGAAACCGCUUAUAUCAUAUAUUGUCUGCUGCGUCUUCACGAGUGCUUCUAAAAUGCAAUGUUUGGGAAAGUCCUUUACACUUUUUGUAAUCUUCCUACUCGGUGACUUGAGCUUUACGCACGGUGGACAUGUGCUCGUGCUGCCGGGAGAAUACAGCCACUGGUCCAACAUGCGCAACAUUGUGGACGAACUGUUGAACCGCAAUCACAGAGUGACGGUUCUGGUCAACUCAGCCUCGCCAACAAUAAACUUCACACAGCAGGAGAGGUUUCAGUAUCUGGUGUUUGACGUGCCUCUGAAGGCGCACGAGGUGCACGGUCUGAGCGAACAGCUUCUUGAUAUCUGGUUGCAGUAUCCCGCACCAAGUAAGGUCCAAAUCGGUCUCCAGAUCAUCGAUCUGCUGGGGAAAGUACGCGAAAUGCACCGGACUAUGUGCGACUGCAUGCUGCGUAACGAAACGCUUAUCAGUCGCUUGACGGCUUUAAAGUUUGAUGUGCUUUUAUACGAUCCCAUGAACAUGUGCAGUGACUUGCUGGCAGAGAUUCUGGACCUGCCUGUCGUGCUUUCCCUUCGCAUUUCUUUGGGGUUUUCAAUGGAGAGGAUGUGUGGACAGAUGCCCUCACCGCCCUCUUAUGUACCGGUUCCUCCGACGGAGAUGACCGAUCACAUGAGCUUCAUGGAAAGAGUGAAAAAUAUGAUUGUGUAUGUCGUUUAUUCAUUUGCGUUUCGGAUGGCCUCGAUGACUUUGGAUAAUUACUACAGUGAAGUAUUAGACAUCACCAUUUUCAUGCCAGCAUAGAAAACAUGUUCAUGGCUCCCAGCAUGCUGUAUUUUUUCUUUUUUUUGAUUGUCAC
Messenger RNA from Carassius auratus (goldfish), 934 nucleotides. RefSeq names its product UDP-glucuronosyltransferase 2B18-like. Bases 133 to 879 code for a protein of 248 amino acids. The transcript is spliced from 2 exons. The record is from RefSeq and is a predicted model, not a curated record. Gene Ontology annotation, molecular function: glucuronosyltransferase activity. NCBI's taxonomy places the organism in Eukaryota, Metazoa, Chordata, Actinopteri, Cypriniformes, Cyprinidae.